GCGUGAUUCGUUGCUCCCACAGCUUUGCCGGCAAGCGAGGGAGACGCGUCGGGCUGCUUUGGAGUGUUGCGCGCCGCGCCGCCUUUUUUAACGCCGCAGUCUCUGCCGCUAGCCGAAGAAUCCGGGAGGCUGUCCAUGGCUCGGCGGCGCCUCUGAUCCGGACGCCGGGUCCCUUCGUUGCUGCAGCGCCGCAGGGUUGCCGGGCUGGAGGCGGGCGGGGAAAGACCUGACCUCGAGGGGCCGCCUCCCGGAGCGCAGGCUGAGCGAGGCCCUGCUUGAAAAUCACAAUGGCACGAUAAGGCGGAAGAAAGGACUUGGCCAUUCAUCCUUCGUGCCAGUUUGGUUCAGCCAGUGACGAUUCCACCAGCCUCCAUUUUCUCCCCACCAUGGCUAAGAGCGCAGAAGUGAAACUGGCCAUCUUUGGCCGAGCUGGAGUGGGAAAGUCAGCUCUUGUGGUGCGUUUUCUGACCAAACGGUUCAUAUGGGAGUACGAUCCUACUCUUGAGUCCACUUACCGUCAUCAGGCCACAAUUGACGAUGAAGUUGUUUCUAUGGAAAUACUAGACACAGCUGGGCAGGAGGAUGCCAUUCAGAAGGAAGGCCAUGUGCGAUGGGGCGAGGGCUUUGUGCUGGUCUAUGACAUCACCGACAGAGGGAGCUUUGAAGAAGUCCUGCCACUUAAGAACUUGCUAGACGAAGUUAAAAAACCCAAGAAUGUUACCUUGAUCCUAGUUGGAAACAAAGCAGACCUGGACCACUCGAGGCAGGUCAGCACCGAAGAAGGGGAAAAGCUGGCCACCGAUCUAGCCUGUGCAUUUUACGAGUGCUCUGCUUGUACAGGGGAAGGCAACAUCAUGGAGGCCUUUUAUGAGCUUUGCCGGGAAGUGCGGCGCCGGAAGAUGGUCCAGGGCAAGACCCGGAGACGGAGCUCCACCACUCACGUCAAGCAAGCAAUCAACAAGAUGCUCACCAAAAUCAGCAGCUAAAAUAUUUCGCUUGUUUCGUUAAUAUAGAACAUCUCAACUGAGGUGGGGUGAGAAGGCCGGAUUAUAGGCAAUCAAUGAGAUGGUGAAAGCUUUGCUCUUCCCUAAACCCCCAAAACCAUCACAUUACUCUUCCUGAAAUUAAGAGAAGCAAAGCAGGUUUCUGGAGUUGGAGCAAUUACCAAAUUGAUUAUUUUUUAAAAUAAUAAAUUCACAGGGUCACUUAGGAAAUGUACCAGAUCGGUUACUGCUUCCCCUAUAACACAGCAUGUUCACCUCUCACUAUUAUUUGAUGACUUAUCACUGGCCAAUAGGUAAAUGAGUCUCCAGUCCAGUUUUACUGGGUGAUAUAUUCUUUUAUUGGGUCUUUUACUGCUGGCAACUUAGGCUGUGUACACACAACAUUUUAUUCUAGAAUCAAAGGAGUAUGAAUGCAGUUGUUUUUUUUCCUACAUAGCCCACACACACAGGCUAGAUCUAGUGCAUUUUUAUUUAUUUUUGGCCCCUCAAAAGUGCUUCUUGAGAAACUGGUUUCAUUCAGAAAAUAAAAGCUCCUUGCAAGUUGAUUCUGCAUUGCCCCCAUUUGAAAGCAGAUGUAGGUGGUCCCAGCAGUGGGGUUGCAUCCACACCUACUCAAUGGCUUUGAUGAAGGAUGUAUAAUGAGAAGGGAAUCAUCGCUUCCUCCUUCAUUCACCUUGGUGGAUGUGCAGGGAGGAAAAGGUGUAGCUAACCUAAUCGAGGGGAGGGUUUUCAAAUCUGUACUGAGUAACCACACCCACUCUUGUGGACAGCAGGCUCUAGAAUCAGUCUACUUUGAAGGCAUGUUGAGAAUGAGCGAGAAUGGUUGAGCAUGUUGAGGAUGAGCAAGAAUGAGAAGUGGAGACAACAUCAGUGCUGAUUUCCAGCAAGAUCUUGCUGAAGUCUGGCAAGAUCUCAUGAGAUUUUGAUCAGGUCUCGCAAUACCUUGCUGGAAAUCGGCACCGAGGCCAGAGCUUCUCCACCAGGGGCAGAGACGGUAGGACUUCACCUCAUCUCAUGGGUGGGCCAGGCCUGGUUAGUGUGUACACAGCGUUAAUCUGCAUGUUGCCGAUUCAUAUAGCAUUGAUCAAGAACAUCCAUCCUUUCUGCCGGAUGUCUAAACCCAUCCAUAAUCUAAGAAAGCAGAGGAAUUGUCACCUAAUUCCUCCAGUGUGCUUACUGGCCUAUUGCAAGUGGGCAGCUUAGCAAGUGACUGCAUCAGCCUUCCCACCACCAAGAUGUUUUGGACCACAACUCUCAGCAGCCCCAAACAGCACCUGGUUGGAGAAGGUGGUCUAACUUGCACAUUGUGGGCAAAGUGGCCUGUUGCUAUCUGCAUCUCUACAUAACACAGAAGACAGUCUCUGGGUUAGGAGAACGCUAUGUAUCUGGCUGUCAACCUAUGGAGGGUAUGAGAUGGAUUUCACACGUUUCACAACACUAUAUUAAUGCAUGGUCAAUUUUUCUUAAGAACAAAGCUGCCUCUUUCCUUGUGUCACUUUUCCUGAAAACUUUAUAAUGCCUACAUUUUAGUAGGAUAUCUUUGUAAACUCAGCUAGCGGAAACUCUUCAACGAGUUGGUAGGCUCAACUGGAUUUGUUAUGUUAUGUUAAAAGUUUAUUUUUAUGCCGCUUUUCAGUUCCUAAAGCCUCCCCAAAGUAGUACAGAAAAGUGAAAAUGCAAAAAAUAAAAAAAUAAAGUAUCAGUUACCAAGAGAUUGUAUGAAAAUGACACACUAUACGCUUGGCUGUGUAUCUAUGUUUGUAAGCCCUGCAGAGUUAGACAGGAAAUAAUACUCAUUUCUUUCACAAA
Molecule: messenger RNA, 2813 nt
Organism: Podarcis raffonei (Aeolian wall lizard)
Lineage: Eukaryota; Metazoa; Chordata; Lepidosauria; Squamata; Lacertidae
Gene: RERG
Product: RAS like estrogen regulated growth inhibitor
Exons: 5
Coding region: 387-986 (199 amino acids)
Molecular function (GO): GTPase activity; GTP binding
Source: RefSeq, a predicted model, not a curated record